AUGGAAGACACCGAUAUUAUAGAAAUAUUUAACAUGGUCAAACAAAAUCCGUCAAAAUCUUCCUUUACAAUUAAGGAUGUUGUCCUGUUUAAACUAUUACCUCGAGGGAAAACAAAACUACGUGUACCUUGUAUUCCACAAACACUAAUUAAAGAUAUACUAUUCACCCAUCAUGAUCAUCCAUUAGCUGGACAUUUUGGCGUGGAACGCACAUGGAGAAACAUUAACAACAAAUAUUAUUGGCCAAAUAUGAAAGAUUCAAUUGAAAAUUACAUUCGAUCGUGUUCUAAGUGUUCAGAAUUUAAUAUACAACGUCGAAAGGCUCCUGGUCUAUUGCAACCGAUUGAUCCUCCUUCUGAAGUUUUUCAAGUACUCGGUCUCGAUUGGUGGGAUCCAGCUCCGGUCUCAUCAGACGAAUAUAAAUACGUUCUAGUCAUAACCGACCGAUUAUCCGGCUACGUCAUUGCAAAGAUCGCUCGUUCAAACAUUCAAUACCAACAAACAUUGACAAAACAGCGUUAUGAUCGAAAUAGAUCCAGUCCUGUUUACAACAUUGAUAAUCUCGUUUGGCUCAAAAUAUUAAUCGGCCGAUCAAAGUUAGAUGAACGCUAUCGUGGUCCCUAUCGAAUUACUGAUAAAAUUACUGGAGUCAAUUACAUGUUAGAUGAUGGUGAUGGUGCAUUCGUGGCACACGUCAAUAACUUAUUACCGGUUUAUGAACGCUUGGUUUAG
Molecule: messenger RNA, 732 nt
Organism: Didymodactylos carnosus
Lineage: Eukaryota; Metazoa; Rotifera; Eurotatoria; Philodinida; Philodinidae
Source: the annotation of a GenBank genome assembly